Fusarium sp. VM40 is the source of this 1125-nucleotide messenger RNA. NCBI's taxonomy places the organism in Eukaryota, Fungi, Ascomycota, Sordariomycetes, Hypocreales, Nectriaceae. The record is from the annotation of a GenBank genome assembly.
AUGUCGUCUCGCAAGCGUAGCAAGGAAGAGCCGAAGACGCCUGUCCGGGAGAAUGCUUUACCUUUUUCUCAACGUGAAGUUUCGCCGCCACAUAUGUUGCCUACCGGGGACGCCCUCAUCCGAGGCGAGACGCUUGAUGAGCUAGCCGACGAUGCUAGACCAACAUCUAAACGAAGAAGAGUGUCUGGUGCUGUCCGGCCAACACUGGAACGCGUCCAGAACGGCGAAGUAUUCGAAGGAUAUACGGAUUGGGUAUCAGUCGAAAUGGUCCUCCGAAUGAGCACAGCAGACGGUACCGAAGAACACUUCAUGGUCAGAAGCUACCAACGAUGGACUUCUCAAAAGCACGAAACAUGGAAGUCGACUCACAGCGCGUUCGAUAAACUUGCUUUUUCCCAAUUGGAUCUCACUUUGGUCGCCGUCAAAGACAUGCCUGAACUAAUAAUCAAGUUCAUCAAAGGUCUCAUCGAGCUCGAAACUCUGGAAUGUUUUCUUAUUCCGCCAAAGUUCUACCGGCCGCAGUAUGAUCCUUCCUUAACCAUUGCUCCAGAGAAAAUGCUCAAAGACUGUUACCUCAAGCGAACAAUGCUCUCAUUUGACCCGAACAACCAAAACGAAACGAGCGCGGAGAUUGUCUUGGGAGAGGCAAAGAUCUGCGAGAAACUUGUCAAAAAUCCCCACGGGAAUGUCGCACAGUAUUGGGGAUGUUAUGUCGUUGACAACCAGAUUCGAGGUCUCGUUUUUGAAAAGUACGCUAUGACUCUUCAGCAACAUGUGCAGACUGGCAAUCCAAUCAACAUCGAAAAUUGUAUGCGCGGUAUUGAGUGUGGUAUCCUCCACCUUCAUAGUUUAGGAAUUAAUCACAACGACAUUAAUCCAGACAACAUUAUGAUGAACGCGAACGACAACCCGAUCCUUAUCGACUUUGAUUCAAGUUGUCCGUCAGGAGGGGUGCUUGUCAAGGGAGGACAGCCUGAUUGGAGCCCGGAGGACUUGAAGUAUAGUUGCCAAGCAAACGACUACUAUGGACUCUUUAAGAUACAACAAUGGUUGUACAGAGAAAGGAAUAAGCGAGAGAAGAACUUACGAGAGGAAUCAGGAAAAGCAGAGGAGUCGGAAAACUAG